Bradysia coprophila is the source of this 716-nucleotide messenger RNA. RefSeq lists its product as uncharacterized. Gene Ontology annotation, biological process: autophagy. The record is from RefSeq and is a predicted model, not a curated record. NCBI's taxonomy places the organism in Eukaryota, Metazoa, Arthropoda, Insecta, Diptera, Sciaridae.
UCAUCGCUGUUUUCCUCCCAAACAAAUAACAAAAGGUCGCAAUAGAGAUAAACAGAGAUUUUUGUUUCAUGUAAAAGAAACAUUUAUUCACAGAGAUAAACUGUGUAAAUAUUUGGGAAACUGGCAACUGAUUUAGUGUUGGAACAAUAGAUUAUGGAAGAUUCAUUUCUCAAUUUGGCUCAUUUCCAUAGUCGUCGUGCUGAAAAUCACUUAAAAAAGCGGCGUUUCGAUUUAGCUAUUGAACAUCACAAGAAAACUGUUGAUCUGUUAAACAAGGCUAUCGAACAAAGUAGUAUCGAGAAAAAUAUCGAAUGUCUGAUACUACAACGCAACUAUCACGAAAAGUACCAACAUAUCGUUCUGAUGAAAAAAGUACAAUUUUUUCACGAUAUAAUGGUGCAAAGAGAACGGCUCAAAUCGACGGAACGAGAAAAUUCACUGAAUAGGGACCUGAAAUCUGGAACGGACGACGAACUAAAUAAUUUUGUCGGUACCGAUGGAGAUGAUGAUGCGUUUAGUCCUAGUGAUGAUGAUCGAAGAUUGAUGGAAGAUUUACCACCACUAGAAUUACCUGAGUUUGACUUCGGUAAUUUUGAAAUUAAAUGAGAGAUUGAGAGACUUUUUAUUGGAAAUAGUUGAUAGGAUAGGUGUUACUUUAAUUUGGUCAAAGCUAAGCUUUGCAAAUAAUUUUAUUUCUAUACAAUUUGGGUAAGAAC